AUGACCUCCUCGCGAGAAGCCUCCCCCGACAGGCAGCGCUACGUAGACAUCCACCCCGUCGGCCGCGAGGAGCUCCGCAAGCAGCGCUCCCAUGGCCCUGUCAAGUUCCGCGGCACAGGCGCAGGGCGGAGCGAGAGGCGGCCACCGCCGGAGAAGAUCUUCACCCGGCAGGUCUCCCUCGAGUCCGGGGUCGCCAUGCUCGCCGCCGGCGCCGGCGGUGAGGAGGAGCACCCCCCACGGCCACCCCCGGCGGCCAGCGGGCGGGGCGCCGCCAGCCGGAAGGGGGACUUUAGCAUGUUCCGCACCAAGUCCACCCUCAACAAGCAGAACUCCAUGCUCCCCCUUCGCACCGACGGCUCACACCACCCCACCGCGUCCAACGGCGCCACCAGCAGCGACGACUCCUCCAUGGAGCAGAUCGUGCCGGCGGGGAGGUACUUCGCCGCCCUGCGCGGCCCUGAGCUCGACCAAGUCCGGGUAAGUAAGUAACAAACCUGUAAGCUUCAGCUACACCGGCGGCGCUGCCCACCUUCUGCUGACUUCUGAUGGUGGGCUGCGCAGGACUACGAGGACAUACUGCUGCCCAAGGACGAGAAGUGGCCGUUCCUGCUGCGGUUCCCAGUGAACAGCUUCGGUAUCUGCCUGGGGCUGGGGAGCCAGGCGAUCCUGUGGGGGUCCCUCUCCACCAGCCCCGCCAUGGCCUUCCUGGAGGUGAGCCCCUUGGUGAACCUCGUGCUGUGGCUGCUGGCCCUGGCCGUGCUGCUCGCCAUCUCCGCCGUCUACGCCCUCAAGUGCGCCUUCUACUUCGAGGCCGUCCGAAGGGAGUACUUCCACCCCGUGCGGGUCAACUUCUUCUUUGCCCCCUGGAUCGUCUGCAUGUUCCUAGCCAUCAGCGCACCGCCGUCGCUGGUCCACCGACAGCAGCUGCUGCACCCCUCGCUCUGGUGCGCGUUCAUGGCGCCGGUGCUGUUCCUGGAGCUGAAGAUCUACGGGCAGUGGCUCUCCGGGGGGAAGCGGCGGCUCUGCAAGGUAGCCAAUCCGUCGUCGCACCUGUCAGUGGUGGGGAACUUCGUGGGAGCCAUCCUCGCCGGGCGGGUGGGGUGGUGGGAGCCGGCCAAGUUCCUGUGGGCGGUGGGUUUCGCCCACUAUCUCGUCGUUUUCGUCACGCUGUACCAGCGGCUGCCCACCAGCGAGGCCCUCCCCAAGGAGCUCCACCCGGUGUACUCCAUGUUCAUCGCCGCCCCCUCCGCCGCCAGCAUCGCCUGGGGGAACAUCUACGGCCAGUUCGACGAGGUCUCCCGCACCUGCUUCUUCAUCGCCCUCUUCCUCUACAUCUCCCUCGUCGUCCGCAUCAACUUCUUCCGCGGCUUCAGGUGAAAACCCAUUUCAUUCCUGAUGAAAAUAUAAGAAGAUUCUCCAACAAUCUGAUGUUAUUGGGUCAUGUUUCACACUUACUUUCACGCCGGGUGCAGGUUCUCGGUGGCGUGGUGGUCGUACACCUUCCCGAUGACGACGGCGUCGCUGGCCACCAUCAAGUACGCCGAGGCGGUGCCCAGCAUCAUAACCAAGGGCAUGGCGCUGGCCCUCUCCAUCGUGUCCUCCGCCAUGGUGUUCAUCCUCUUCGUCUCCACACUUCUGCACGCCUUCGUCUGGCGCACCCUCUUCCCCAACGACCUCGCCAUCGCCAUCACAAAGAACAAGGUCAGCGGGAACUCGCAGAAGGCCAGGGAGAAGAAGAGCGGCGGCGGCGGCGGCGGCGGGAAACAGAACGACGGCGGCGUCAAGAGGUGGACGCAGCAGCAGCAGGAGCCGCCGUCGCCCGUCCCUCUGAUUCCCUCCGUGAACAAGCGCAGCAGCUCUAUGGGGAAGGAUUGA
This is a messenger RNA of Spirodela intermedia, 1875 nucleotides long. NCBI's taxonomy places the organism in Eukaryota, Viridiplantae, Streptophyta, Magnoliopsida, Alismatales, Araceae. The record is from the annotation of a GenBank genome assembly.